AUGCCCAACGCCACCAUGCGCGCCGUUGUCUUCAAGGAGGUGGGACGGGUUGUUGUUGAAGACAGGCCAACGCCUCGCAUUGAGGAUCCUCGGGACGCCAUCGUCAAGGUGACAGCGGCCGGACUUUGUGGUAGCGAUCUGCAUUGGUUCCGUGGCCACCAGAAGAUCCCAGCCGACUUCAUUCCAGGCCAUGAGAUUGUUGGCCUGGUAGAGGCUGUGGGCACCAAUGUCUCCAAGUUCAAAGUUGGCCAGCCAGUUGUGGCUUCCUUCUCGAGCCAGUGUGGACAGUGCUUUUAUUGUGAAAAGGGACAAACAAGUCGCUGCCCCGAGUACUAUCUCUUCGGCAACAGGUCAACUGAGAGGGACAUCGACGGCGGCCAAGCCGAGUACGUCCGCAUUCCAUAUGCUGACACAACUCUCACGCUGGCCCCCAAGUCCAUUCCUGAGCGACUUCUGGUUCUCAUGGGCGAUAUCUUUCCCACGGGAUAUUUCUGUGCCUCUAGAUUUCUCAAACGAAUGAACCCGGAGGAGGCUAAGAAGACAGUUGUUGCGGUGGUUGGUUGCGGCCCGGUUGGCAUCUGCGCCAUUGCAUCUGCUUUGACCUGGUCCGAAACGGUUUAUGCCAUCGAUAUGAUUCCCGACCGCCUUGCCGAAGCAGAGAAGAUCGGUGCAAAGCCUCUUCUGCUCUCCGAGAACCCAGCUGAGACUAUCAGAGCUGCAACCCAGGGUCGAGGAGCUGACCUGGCGCUCGAGGUUGUCGGAGGUCAGGAGCCCUUUAAUCUUUGCAUGGACUUAAUUCGACCGUUUGGGAUCAUCAGCAGCGUUGGCGUUCAGACCAGCGAUCUCACCUUCAGAGGGCCGACACUCCACGGGAAGAAUGUCACCAUUGAAUGGGGACGUUGCCCUGUCUACGGUAUCUUUGAUGAAGCAUUGGAUUGUCUCGUCAAGUUACAAGACAAGGUCUCUUUCCUCUGCGAUAAGAAGAUGAAGUUGGAAGACGCAGUUGAGGCUUAUGAGAUAUUUGACAGUCGUCGAGCUCACAAGAUCAUUCUUGUACCCUAG
Fusarium vanettenii 77-13-4 is the source of this 1062-nucleotide messenger RNA. RefSeq lists its product as uncharacterized. NCBI's taxonomy places the organism in Eukaryota, Fungi, Ascomycota, Sordariomycetes, Hypocreales, Nectriaceae. The coding region runs from base 1 to 1062 and encodes 353 amino acids. Gene Ontology annotation, molecular function: oxidoreductase activity; zinc ion binding. The transcript is spliced from 3 exons. The record is from RefSeq and is a predicted model, not a curated record.